Ricinus communis (castor bean) is the source of this 1307-nucleotide messenger RNA. RefSeq names its product carbonic anhydrase 2. The transcript has 10 exons. Gene Ontology annotation, biological process: carbon utilization. NCBI's taxonomy places the organism in Eukaryota, Viridiplantae, Streptophyta, Magnoliopsida, Malpighiales, Euphorbiaceae. The record is from RefSeq and is a predicted model, not a curated record. Gene Ontology annotation, molecular function: carbonate dehydratase activity; zinc ion binding. The coding region runs from base 186 to 1031 and encodes 281 amino acids.
CCUUCUUUUGGGUUUCCCUAUCUUGCCCUCCCCUUUAAAAGGAAACCUAGCCUCCACUGUUUUCAGCUCCUUGGUGGAAAGAAGAAGUCCAUUUUCUUUUUCUUUUCCUUUUCCCUUUGCACCCCAAGAGCUAUGCAUUUGGCUUCUACUUCUUCUGGUAGGAGAGGAAGAAUUGAAUAGAAACCAUGGCUGGAAAAUUUGGAAAAUGCAUGAUGCUAUGUUGUUCCAGAAAGGUCUCGCAGAAGGAGGAAGAAAAAAACAUGGCAAACGACUCAUACGAGGAAGCCAUUGCAGGGCUAUCAAAGCUUCUAAGUGAGAAAGCUGAACUGGGGGAAGUCGCCGCGGCAAAAAUCAAGCAGAUAACAGCCGAGUUAGAGGCGGCCGGUUCGAAAGAUUUUGACGCGGAUGAGAGAAUUAAAACCGGGUUUAUCCAUUUUAAGACAGAGAAAUACGAGAAGGAUCCUACUUUGUACGGUGCACUUGCCAAAGGCCAGAGCCCCAAGUUUAUGGUGUUUGCUUGCUCAGAUUCAAGGGUCUGCCCAUCUCAUAUCCUCAAUUUCCAACCAGGGGAGGCCUUUGUGGUCAGAAAUAUUGCCAGCAUGGUCCCACCAUAUGAUCAGACAAAAUAUUCUGGAAUGGGGGCUGCCAUUGAAUAUGCAGUGCUGCAUCUAAAGGUGGAGAAUAUUGUAGUCAUUGGUCAUAGCUGUUGCGGUGGUAUAAAGGGGCUCAUGUCUAUCCCAGAUGAUGGGACCACUGCUAGUGACUUCAUUGAAAAUUGGGUCAAAAUCUGUUCUUCUGCAAAGUCCAGGGUUAAGACAGAGUGCAACAGUUUAAGUUUUGAAGAGCAAUGCCAUAACUGCGAGAAGGAGGCUGUGAAUGUAUCACUUGGGAACCUGUUGACAUAUCCAUUUGUGGUAGAGGGAGUGACGAAGAAAACUCUGGCAUUGAAAGGUGCACACUAUGAUUUUGUGAAGGGAGCUUUUGAGCUUUGGGAUCUUGAUUUCAAGAUUACACCCACUGUUGCUGUAUGACCUCUCUGCAGCAUUCCUUCAUAGCUCACACCUUUCGCUUCAAUUUCAUGGAGGCUUCUCCUGCAGUAAAUUGCCGUAAAUGUCUAGUUAUGAAUAAUCUUUUGAAAAGCUUAAACAAUUGUUGCCUGCUUUUGUAUUUUGCCUAAUAAUUGUAAAGUUUGGGUUCAUUUUUUUAUUUCCUAAUUAAUCUGCUCCUGUAAUUUUUGUUACUGUGUAAUACGCGAACAGAAACAUCCGUUAUAUGAUAUUCUCCACCGCUGAGGCUCUUAAAAUUAA